AUGGAUCUCGCACAGCCGACAUCUUCCCAAGAUGUGCAGACUGCGGUCUAUCUGGCCGGAAUCUGGGAUGGCCUGAAAGAACAAAUAAAUCCUUUCCUCCAGAUUCUCUGCAUCAAUGGCAACAUCUACCGUAUGUUAGAUGAUUAUGGCAGACAAUAUGUGGCCAGGAAAUUCAUGGAGCAUGUAAAGGAAGCUGUCAUGUUUUGUCGUGAUGGCAAUGGAGAAGACCGACACUAUCUUGGCGCACCACGGUAUUUCAUUGCCAAUGGUGGUGUUGUGCAUUCUCCUGAUGGCUUGGAGCCAUUCUGGACAAUGGACGAUGGCUCCAUUCGGCUCGAAACCACCGCAGUCUGCUCGAUUCCGGCGAAGCCAACCAAGAUUCCACGACCUCCCAAUGCGUACAUUUUGUACCGCAAAGAUCGUCACAAUCUGGUCAAGGCUGCCAAUCCUGGUAUCACGAAUAACGAGAUCUCUCAAAUAUUAGGACGAGCUUGGAACCAGGAGUCAAGAGAAGUCCGACAAAGGUACAAGGAGAUGUCGGAGGAAAUCAAACUUGCCUUGCUUGAGAAGCAUCCCGACUACCAAUACAAGCCGCGCAAAUCCUCCGAGAAACGACGCCGCGCUCGCCGUCAGCAAGGUCAUGCUAUCAUGAGCGAGGCCAAUCUUCCAGAGGCCUCCCUUGGCAAUGGCACAGCUGCAGAUGAUCAAUCUGUGGCUGCGGCAUAA
Messenger RNA from Trichoderma reesei QM6a, 726 nucleotides. It is a transcript of the gene mata1, whose product is annotated as mating type protein MATa1. The transcript has 3 exons. The record is from RefSeq and is a predicted model, not a curated record. Lineage: Eukaryota; Fungi; Ascomycota; Sordariomycetes; Hypocreales; Hypocreaceae. Bases 1 to 726 code for a protein of 241 amino acids. Gene Ontology annotation, biological process: cell differentiation; anatomical structure morphogenesis; negative regulation of transcription by RNA polymerase II. Gene Ontology annotation, molecular function: RNA polymerase II cis-regulatory region sequence-specific DNA binding; DNA-binding transcription factor activity, RNA polymerase II-specific.